Ilex paraguariensis (yerba mate) is the source of this 918-nucleotide messenger RNA. NCBI's taxonomy places the organism in Eukaryota, Viridiplantae, Streptophyta, Magnoliopsida, Aquifoliales, Aquifoliaceae. The record is from the annotation of a GenBank genome assembly.
GUCCACCAUUAUCUUCGACAAGCUUCCUUUGCAUAGCCGACAUGAGCCGUAUCACCAAAAACUCCCUCUCAGGCUCAGCAAAUGGGAAAAUCCAUCGACCGGAGUCCCUCGUCGUUGUCGCCGCCGCCGCAGUAGCCGUUGUUUGUGACGCGUGUGAUUUUGUUUUGGCAGAGGUUGGGGUUUCUUGUGGGUGGUAUUUCCCAGAUGGGUCGCAUAGGAAACGACGAUAGUCUGUAGAAUGAAGAGUAAAUUGUCUUUUUUUUUAUGUUGGUGUCCUUUUUGACAUGUUGGAGAAGAAAGAAAGGGCUAAGAAGAGAGAGAAAGGGGUUGCCAUCGUCAGGGAAGAACAAGGAAAAGAGUAGAAGCAACACACUGUUGAGGCUCUUGGAAAGUUUGUGACUUCAAGUAUUAAAUGAGAUCCAAAAGGACUUGGAUAGUUUUAUACAGUGAUAAACAUGGGUGGAUUGAAAAGGGUGCACAGAAGCAGUGGUGUUGGUGUUUCUCUUUCUUGUGUAAUUCUUGUUUCUCAGUGUUAAUUCUUGUUGUGUUGAGAAAAAGGGGCUACAAUGACAACUGAUAUAGCUGACAAACAGAGAGAUAUGUGAUUUACUUGAGGGAGACAUUGAAAUCAGGCCAUGGGCUGAUCUCCCUACAGAUAUUUUAAAUGAAAUCAAGGGUCGACUUUACCUCUUCGACCAAUUUCAUUUUUGUGGCGUCUGCAAGACCUGGCGAUUGGCAAAGCGUGGAGAACUUGCACAUUAACUACCUUGGCUGAUUACUCAUUAUUUGAGGUGGGACAACAAUGGCCAUAUCUUGAGUAACUUUAAAUCCCAUUGUCCUCCUCUUAAAAAAAGUCCACCAAUGAGAACAAAAUAGAGGAAGAGAACUGUGAGAAUUUAUUUGGUGCUUCAGUUUGUG